Molecule: messenger RNA, 609 nt
Organism: Cynara cardunculus var. scolymus (artichoke)
Lineage: Eukaryota; Viridiplantae; Streptophyta; Magnoliopsida; Asterales; Asteraceae
Exons: 2
Coding region: 1-609 (202 amino acids)
Molecular function (GO): zinc ion binding
Source: RefSeq, a predicted model, not a curated record
AUGACGUCCAAUAGUGCUGAGUCCAUCAACUCAGUAACACGGUUUGCACGCUAUCUUCCGAUAACAAUGUUAGUUGAAUUUUAUCGGGCGACAUUGCAACAAUGGUAUUUCAUACGUCGGCAUAACGGAGCGCAAAUGAUGAAUGCAGUGACUCCUUGGGCGGAGGCCAAAUUAGAGAAGAGAAUACAUAGGAGCGCAAAUUGGAAGGUAUAUCCCAUCAACGAUUUGUUGUUUGAAGUUGACGACCGCUAUGAGAAAGGAAUGUGUGAUUUGCAUGCUAAGACUUGUACAUGCAUGCAAUGGCAACUUUAUGAAAUAGCUUGUGGUCAUGUGAUUUCUGUUGCUCGAAGUUUAGAUAUUCAAGAUUGCAGUCAAUUCUGUUCUGUUUGGUUCAAUUCCGGCUCUUACCUUGCAAUAUACGAGGAGGAAGUCAUUCCCCUUCCACCAGAAGUUGAAUAUGUGUUGUCCAACGAACGUUUGACUGUCCUACCGCCUCCAUUGGACAUACAAAACUCAGGCAGGCCAUGCAACCAUGAUCGUAUCCCGUCACGGGACGAGGACCCAAUAGUGAAAACUUGCAGUCGAUGUGGCCAGAGUAGACAUUUUUGA